AUAAUCGACCUUCUUGCGGAUUUGCGACUUUAGAGACCUGAAUAUUGCAAAAAAUUUAAUUACUUUUUUUGCAAUAUAAAAGAAUUCUUAACUGAUUCUGCGAUUUUUAUUAUUUUUAUCAAUAAAUUGUUUAUACAUGUGUCAUGUACUCCCGAUGUCGAGACGAGAGCCCGACACGGUGUGGCGUCAGUUUAGUUUACUUUUCGUUUUUACACGACACCGAUAAUCAUAAAUAACAAUAAAUGGCAAUAAAAAAAGGGAAAAGUGUGUUAGUGAGGCCUAUAUGCGAGCAAAAAUCAAUCUAGAUUGAUGAUUUUAAUGCAAAUAAUUUAAAAUUAUUGCUCGAGUAUGAUUAAAAUGUGAUCGGAAGUGAUGGGUUUUUCGUUAUUAAUCAAUUUGUUUUAAUAAAAAGCAAUAAAAAUUACCAUUAAAACCGAACGGGAGAAAUUUUUUUCGGGGAAAAGGCAUUAAAAGUCCAUCAAUUAGUGAUAAAUAAAUACAAUUACUGAAGCAAAAGAUUAAAAAAUAUUUUUUUUGGUGUUUCGUCAACAACAAAAUUGCAGUGUAAAAAGUGAAAUGUUAUGACCCGCAUUCAAUUAAAAUGUAAAUAAUUUUUUUUUGCGAUGAAACCUGUUACAGUUCGUGUCCAACCAAUUUUAUGGAGGAAAAAUCCCAUAAAAAACAUACAAAUUUGAGAGAAUUACAAAGACUGUAAUUAUUUAAAAAAUUGCAAAAAAAAAAGAAUAAUCUCUUAUUUAGUCUUUUUUGAUUGAAACCCGAUAAAAAUAAAACAAUAAAAAUUGAGGAGUGACUACUGAUACGAUUUUUUCGUGAAUUCAUCUCAAAAAAACAAAAAAAUCAUUAAUUAAUGUGGAUAAGGAAGAAUAAAGGCGGAGUCCGCCGAACCGAUCAAAUACAGUUUUUUGAUCUGGCUGCCAUCCGAAAAAUUCUCGAAAAUGAAACGGGCGGUUCGCUGUGCCCAAGUUGCCAAAUGCCAUUCGACAAAGGCAAGAAGAGGAAACUAAUUGACACUUGCGGACACGAACGCUGUUACUCGUGUAUGUUCCGUAAUGAAGCGUGUCCAAUCUGUCGUACCAACAAUGGUGGCUUGCAAUCCGGCGCAAUAACAACAACAACAACAACAAGCACAAAUAUGAAACAUGAUUACGAUACCGGCAUAGGAAGUACAACGACUUUGAUGAGUCCCAUCGGUUCACCGCAACCAGCUUGCAAGUCGCAUGUUAAAACGAACGGGCAUUUUUCGUCCUACAUGCAGAGUCGAAGUGAAAUGUCUUCCCCAUCGCCCGAAUUGGGAAAAUUAAAACGUCGUCCCGUCAAAGGAUCAAACGACAUGAUCAACGGAUCUCAUGGAUGUCUUCCAUCUCGAGGUUUAGCUGAGCUCACAUCUAAUGUCGCAACGCCUCCAACGCGUCGUCGAAUUUUCCUUCCGAAAAAUCUCCGUAAUCCCUUCAGCAUAAAACGUCACAUUGCCACAGUGCAUGACAAUUCGACACUUUCAGAUGACGAAGGCGGAAAUGUCAAGCCCGUUAAUCUUCAGAACAAAUCUCAAGCGUGUCAAGAUGAGCUUCAAGUGCGUUUGGGAUUUUUCUUGGAAAAUAAUCCGAGAAGGAAUAUGCGAGCGCCUGUGCAAUCCUGUAGUUCUCUUACGUCAGCGAAUACUAGUCCAAUUUCGACGUUGACGGGAUCUUCGGAAGCGGAUGUCUCGCGAGUUACACAAGAAUCGGGGCAAGGAUGCGAUUCAAUUGGAUCGUUGAUGUCGGUUUCGGUGUCGGAGCAGAGUAAUGCUUCGUCGAGUCCGUUGAGUAGGAGACAUUCUGUGACGACAUCCCAAGCAGGUCAAGUCGAGGAAUUAUCUCUCUUCAAAAACCGCAAAAUCCCCGCGCGCCGAUCCGCUCGUUCAGGACAAGUCAAAGGACCCAUCGACCCCCGCAUUCGUUUCGCCCAAUUUCGUCAACCGCAGAUCAACUUGAAGCCAAUUUUCUUCGAAGUUCCUUCGCAAGAAUCUGAUCCUUUGUUCAUCGGGCGUCAAUGGCUCAUUCGCGAACUCACAACAACAAUUGCUGCUCCCGAAGUAUCUGGAAUUCUGAUAAACGGCAAUUUAGGCACCGGAAAAACCGCAUUAAUGCUUCAACUCGUGGAUUACUCGUGUUUCGGACGACGUCGUGACAUCCCCGAUAUCCAAGAAAACGAUGGAAUUUACUGCCAAAUUAACGUCGCAAUCGAUCGAAUUCGCUUAUUGGCUUCGCAAGUCGUUGCUUAUCACUUUUGCCAAGCCGAGUACAACACAACGUGCUUUAUUCCGGAUUUUAUUCAUUCGGUAGCAGCUCAGCUGUGUCAAGCACCCGCUUUGGCGGCAUAUCACGAAUUUUUGCUGUCAGAAGCGCAUUUGCAGAAUGUAUUGACGAUGAAAGAAUGCAUCGCAGAUCCCGAUCGCGCGAUAAAACAAGGCAUUUUAGAACCCCUGGCAGCUUUAAGACGCAUUGGAAAGAUCCCCGCGAAGAAUUACAUCAUCCUGAUCGAUGCUUUGUGUGAAGCGGAAUACCAUAAACCGGAUCACGGCGACACAAUUGCCUCAUUUCUCGCCCGAAUUGUCGAACAUUUCCCUCCGUGGCUGAAAAUUAUCGCUUCCGUUCGCACCCAAAUGAUGGAAUUCACGAAAUGUUUGCCUUUUUCGAAGAUAAAUUUGGAUGCCUGGACCGCCAACGACUGUUUACAGAAAGAUAUGCUCGAUUAUAUCUCAUUUCGUGUCAACCACAGUCCCUCAAUUCAAGGAAAUGUCGGAAGCAGUUCGAAAGAUUCGAGUGUGGCUCAGUUGAAAUUCACCCAACAUCUGUUAAGUCUCACUAAAGGAUCAUUUUUGUUCGCAAAACUCACUUUAGACUUGAUCGAACGACGAAAUUUGGUCAUAAAAUCCACAAGUUAUAAGGUUUUGCCGGUUUCAUUGGCGCAAAUUUACUUGUUAAACUUUAAUUUGAGAUUCCCAUCGACCACGGCUUAUGACAAAGUGAUGCCAAUUUUGAGUGUUUGCUUGGCGGCGUUGUACCCGUUGACGUUAGUCGAGAUAUUUUACUCCGUCAAUGCCUUAUUGUGCGAAAUGCCUUUGGAAUGGGAGGAAUUUCUCGAUCGUUUCAAGACUUUGACGGGAUUUUUGAUCAAAAGGCUCGACAAUACUUACAUGUUUUUCCAUCCGUCGUUCAGGGAGUGGUUAAUUCGACGUGACGAAAGUGAAUCUACGAAAUUUUUGAUUGAUCUCCGAACGGGACAUGCUGCGAUUGCCUUUAGAUUGUGUCGUUUACAAAUUCCCCUCGAUCCGGAACAAACCUUGGAAUUGGGUCAUCACAUCUUGAAAGCUCAUUUAUAUCGAAAUGCGCCGCCAAAUCAGUCGCCGCGUGAUUUACAGGCUUUUUGGGUUGCCAAUGCCACGAAAUGUGCGUCAUCCGCUUUAUGCACUUUACGAAAUGUAUAUAACCCGAAUGUAAAAGUCUCGAGAUUGUUGCUUCUCGCAGGAGCUUCUCCUGAUUUUAUAACGCCUUUUUUGGGAAAUGCUCCAGUUUUGUGCAUCGCAGCCCAUGAAGGAGUUGUUUCCAUGGUAAAUUUGUUGCUCGAAUACGAAGCUGAUGUUCACAAAACCAACAGCCAAGGAUGCACUCCCUUAAUUUUCGCGGCGGCGAAGGGGCAUACCGACGUCGUUCGUCAACUCGUUGCUGCCGGAAGUGCCGUUGGGCAAGUUGACAUCACGCAACGUUCAGCUUUGGUUCAUGCCGCCACUUUUGGUCAUCUGAAAGUCGUGAAAUAUCUCAUAGCAUGCGAUUGGAAUACGCGGCAGAACUCGAAUGAUAUCACGUUGAAGGAAGCGGCGCAACAAGCUUGUAUCGUCGCUGCGGGUCAAGGUCAUACGGAAAUUGUCGAGGAGUUUUUGGAUAUGCCGGAAGUUGAAGUUGAUGCAGUUGGACAAAUUUCGGGAGAAACGGCGCUUACGAGUGCAGCGAUGAAUGGUAGAACAGAUACGUUGGCGGUUUUGCUCUCACGAGGUGCUGAUUGUGAUGUGAGAAAUAGGAAAGAACUGUCGGCGUUGUUGCUUGCAGUGAAAGAAGGUCAUUGGGGAAUUGUAGAAAGAUUGCUGCAAAAUUCGUGUAAUGUUGAGCAAACCGAUAUGAAUGGGAAAACUGCUUUGAUGAUCGCUGCGGAAGAAGGACAUGUUGGAAUUAUUGAGUUGCUGCUCUCGAGAGGAGCAACAUUGGACAAAAGUGACAACGACGGAUUAACAGCUCUCUGUUGGGCCUGCUUACGCGGCAAAUUACAAGCUGCCAAAAGACUUCUCGAAGAAAAAGCCGACAAACAACAUGCCGACAACACAGGAAGAACUCCUCUCGACUUGGCUGCGUAUCAAGGUUCAGCUGCUUUGGUGCAAUUAUUGAUCGACACGGGUGCCUUAAUUGAACAUGUCGACAUUAACGGCAUGAGACCCCUCGAUAGAGCAAUCGCAUGUCGAAAUGUUCAAGUUGUGCAAGUAUUUUUGAAACGCGGCGCUAAAUUGGGACCCGCAACAUGGGCAAUGGCAGCUGGAAAACCCGAAAUUAUGUUAAUUCUAUUGAACAAAUUACUCGAAGACGGCAACACCCUGUACCGCAAAAAUCGUUUGCAGGAAGCUUCACACCGCUAUCAAUAUGCUUUGAAGAAAAUUCCGGUACCUGAGCAGCAAGUUGAGAACGCUGGAACAUUCCAACAACUCAAAUUCAACUUUUUACUGAAUCUUUCAAGGUGUAAGCGUAAGAUGGAUGACGCUACUGAAGCCAUUGACUUAGCGACGCAAGCAAUCGAGCUCAAACCAAACAGCUACGACGGAUAUUACGCUCGUGCCAAAGCUCUCUUGGAAGUUAACAACACCGCGGAUGCCUUAAAAGACGCCAAACACGCGCUGGAACGCUCCAAAAAUCAAUCAAUCGAAAUCAAAGACGCCCUGAUUCGUUUGCACGAAGACUUGAGUAAACGAAAUCUCGAACGAAAUGCCAUUUAUACCGAAUUGACAGAUUUAUAAAGUACUAAAAUUGAAUUACAACGAGAAAAAAAAGUUUUCUUGUCUGUAUUUUAGACGUUGUAGAUAAAUUUUUGUCUUAAGUUUUGUUUUUAGUGAAAUUUGUGAUUAAAAGUAAUUUUUUAUUUGAAAGUUAGGAUGCUUGUGGGAAUAGGAUAAAUAUUUAAUUAAGAGAAAAUAACUUAUUUGAUGCAUUUUAAAUGCAAAGUACUUAUGUUUUAGCAGUAAAAGUUACUUUUUACCUGAUUUUCUAUUCUGAUUGCGUAAAAGUUUGAACCAACUCGAAGUUUGACUUUGUAAUUAACGCACAUCUCGAUGCAAAAUGCCACAUUUUGCGUCUUUUGUUUAUUUCAAACAAACACUUGAAUUUCUUGUAAAAACAAACUUCACCUGCUUUCCUCUGAAAUUUUAUUAAAAACUUGCCUAAGAGUUUUAAAAGAAUGAAAAACCAUUAAAAUAAUAAUAUUAUUAUGCGAAAAAUCUCUUGUACAAUACGUUACACGUAAAUUCAUCUAAAAAUAUUAUUUAUUGUUCAGGUAACGCGCAGAGAACACAUGUAUACAAAAAAGUUUUCCAAAAACUUUACAAACUCAUGUGGAAUAUAUCUUUUAUAUUGUAUUAAAAAUAUUAUUCAGAUAGUUUUAAACAAAAAAAUGUAAAAAUUUUAUUUUUAGUUCUUACCUUCUUUUUAAACA
Molecule: messenger RNA, 5751 nt
Organism: Culicoides brevitarsis
Lineage: Eukaryota; Metazoa; Arthropoda; Insecta; Diptera; Ceratopogonidae
Gene: rols
Product: protein TANC2
Exons: 9
Coding region: 869-5059 (1396 amino acids)
Molecular function (GO): protein binding
Source: RefSeq, a predicted model, not a curated record